Brenthis ino (lesser marbled fritillary) is the source of this 219-nucleotide messenger RNA. Lineage: Eukaryota; Metazoa; Arthropoda; Insecta; Lepidoptera; Nymphalidae. The record is from the annotation of a GenBank genome assembly.
AUGAUGAUCUUUUCCCGGCCGAUUCCGGCCACGGCGACCAAUCUCAUUGAGACUAACCAACUGCGCAGGAGAUAUUAUAGUCCACAAAUGGACGCGCAGACACAACGUGCACUCUCUAUUCCUGUCAUUCUCAUACUCUGGUGGGACGACCACUCGACACUACAAGUGAGAGUUAAGGCGCAGGACCGACGGCUUUACGUGCUCUCCGAGGCACGGGGG